AUGGCCACCCAAGAUCUCGAAGCCCACAAGCUCUUCCAGGUCGAAGGCUACGUCGCCGUCGUCACCGGUGGCGGCACGGGCAUCGGCCUCAUGGCCGCGCAGACGCUCGCAGCAAACGGGGCCCGCGUUUAUAUCAUCGGCCGGCGCAAGGAUGUCCUCGAGGCGGCAGCCAUGAAGUACAGCUCCAAGGGGGAGAUAGUACCGCUACCCGGCGACAUCUCCCACCCAGACGGCAUCCAAGCCAUCGCCGACCUGCUCUCCGAGCUGGAAUCCUCGGGCAUCAACAUCCUGAUCAACAACGCGGGUGCCGCCCCGGAACACACCGCCAAACACUCGACAAGCAGCACGGAUCUGACCUCUUCCCAUGCGAUCUCGAAAUGGAUGAUCGCCGACGGCGUCUCAGCCUGGCAUACCAGCUACGUGGCGAAUGUCGCGAGUCACCAUUUCCUAACAGCCUCCUUGUUGCCGUUACUCGAUAAAGCCAAGGAAGCAGCCCCAGGACAUACAAGCUGCGUGAUCAAUAUUGCCAGUGUGGCCGGGUUGACCAAGACGCACUCGAUGGGCCAGUUCGCUUACUCGAGUAGCAAGGCGGCGUUGAUCCAUCUCACGCGCGAGUGGGCGCAUACCUUCCUCCCAUUGCAGGUGAGGGUGAAUUGUCUUGCGCCGGGGUUGUUUCCGUCUGAGAUGUCGACGGAGACGAGAGCAGAUGAGAAUCAGAAAUCGCGGUUUAAAGAGGGGGUGGGCAGCUCUUUGCCGGCGGGCCGCGUGGGGUGUGAAUCGGAUAUAGGAAGCGUGAUUCUCUGGCUGGCGAGUCGCGCAGGAACGUAUGUGAACGGGCAGGUGGUCCAUGUCGAUGGAGGUGUGUAUUGCUUGCAUUCAUUGCUCGUAUUCAUUGCUUGUAGUCCUGGCUAUGCUAAUAGAGUAGGUCUACUUCUCAAGUCUCCCUCGGCAAUGUAA
Penicilliopsis zonata CBS 506.65 is the source of this 957-nucleotide messenger RNA. RefSeq lists its product as hypothetical. The transcript is spliced from 3 exons. The record is from RefSeq and is a predicted model, not a curated record. NCBI's taxonomy places the organism in Eukaryota, Fungi, Ascomycota, Eurotiomycetes, Eurotiales, Aspergillaceae. Gene Ontology annotation, molecular function: oxidoreductase activity. The coding region runs from base 1 to 957 and encodes 318 amino acids.